AUGGGCGCAACUGCUAGCAAAAAGUACCGGCGCUAUCGGCGGCUAUUGACCCGGGCCUGGACAGCCACCGCACCGCAAACCAUACGGCCGGGCGAUAUCAUCAAGAUCAAACUGCAGGACACGGAUGGCGAUUGGGCCAACCAUUGGGCCCUAUGCGACCACAUCGAUCAGUUCGGUCACGUGUACUGUUACCACGUUGUGACCGACGAUCGGGACCUGGACAAGAAUGUGACCCGUCGAGCGCUGGUCCGGUACGAGACACUCGAGCGCAUUAUAUACAGUAAGGGCCACCACUCGAGCGCCGAGCCGGCCCGCUAUCGGGUGGCCAAUCAGCGCCGGUUGGCCCGUAAGGUGUUGUGGACUGUGGGCCGACAGGUGCCCGAGUGGCAGGACUUGGCCGCCGAUCUGGAACCACUGCCCGGCCAGUACGUGGACUAUCACUGGAAGACACGUAAUGAAGAGCAUUACUGUACGCACUGGCGGUACGCCAUCGGCUGGUCGACCGAUAUAUACACUGACCAUCAGAUUGUGGACAAAACCAUCGAUCAGAUGGCGAUACUUACGCGCCGGACAACCGCUAAGGAGGUCGCCGGUUGACUACUGCCCCCAUUCCCCUCUACUGCUGACCCC
Molecule: messenger RNA, 630 nt
Organism: Medioppia subpectinata
Lineage: Eukaryota; Metazoa; Arthropoda; Arachnida; Sarcoptiformes; Oppiidae
Source: the annotation of a GenBank genome assembly